UGCGUGCCGCUGUCGCAAUUCUCUGCUCUUGCGAGGCACCAGAAGCUCAGCGAGGCCUCGCAGUACCGGCAACACCUCAGCCACGAACCCGCGGGGCGCUGCGACCGCGCCGCGUUACGCAAAGCCGCUGCGCGCAGCAAACGGGCGCCGCCGCCGCGCCGCGUUACGCGAAGCCGCUGCGCGCAGUAAACGGGCUGUACCUCGUACCGUCUCCGCGGACGAAUUAGGCGUGCGUUCGCAUCAAUAUGGCGUCAAUUAUGGAGGAGCCGGAGAAGCCGCCGUUCGCCAAAACCGGGAAAACCAGCAGACAUGCACUCGCUAGAGUCCUCGUCACACGACCCUCGCUCGUCGGCGAGCAGCAACUAGAUAGAGACACAACUGCACUUGCGUGGGCGGAUAAGCUGCUGGCGCCCAAGACCUCGCAUCAAAAAGACAUUCAGGAGCAGGCGUGGGCCCACCGCGACAAAGUCUGGCGCGACUACGAGAGCGCGUGCAUCGCUUAUAAAAAAAAGAUGACGGAAGAUGGCCAGCGCCCGAGACGCGGCCAAGACCCGGAGAUCUUGGCCAAAAAAGAGGCGGAAGCGGCGAGGAGGAAGAAGGCGGAAGACGAGGAGGAGGCCAGGCUGGAGGCCAAGCGAAAAACCCAGGCGGCAAGGGUAGAAGACCACAUUGAAAAACACGACGCCUUCAUUCUGAACACCAAGACCAAGACGAUCAAAUGCCGGGCGGGUAAACUCAAAGAGAGGACGCUGCCAGACAACCCGGAGAAUCGGAGGUUAUUCGAGGCGUCGGUCGCCGCGUCGGGGCGCGGGCGGCUGCAAGAUCUCGCCGCCGCGGCGAAGAAACGGAAGCAGACCGGCCAAUCGGCGCCGAAGCCGAGACCCUAUGCCGUCCUGGCGUCGCCGUCGCAGGACGCGCCGCCGCCGGUGAUGAAGAAGGCGCGGGCGUUGAAGAAGGGCGGGCGGGCGGCGCUGAAACAGCUGACGCAAGAUCCGGCGGAAGCGGCGAGACCGGCGCAGCAGGAGGCCCCGACGCGCAAGGCCCCGAAGCGCCGCAAGACCCCGGCGCCGCGCAAGGCGUCGACGUCGCUCAAGAAACGCGUGCCGUCGUGGUUGCAGGGAUUUAGGGAGCUUGCCGUCGUCAACAGAUUUAGUGUUCCCUUCGAGUUGCAGCAGUUGUUCGAAAACGACAUGCGGAGUUGUUAUAGGGAGCGGGCCCACUUCCUCACGAAGCCGACGGGCAAGCUGGAACCGAUUUUCUUAGAAACGGACGCGGCCUACGCCGGCUUCAUCGGGGCGAUGGGCUUACCAGAUUUCGUGGCGCCUCAAAUUACAGUCCCGAUGCAUCCCGCCCAGUGGAUCGGCGCGAACGACGGCUCCCAGGACGAGUGUAGGGUGAUCUGGCGACGGGUGAUGAGGGCGUACGAGGCGGACAGGACGUUAGAUUUGGACGACCUCUUCAACGAGGAGGCGUGGAAGUGCGACUUCGGCGACACGGCCCUGAGCGCGCUGCACGGCUACGCCUUUGGCGCGGAGGACCUCGCGGACUACCGCGACGCCUGGCGCUUCCACGUCAUCUUGGACGACGGCGGCGCGUCCUGCUCGGAAUCCGUCGUCCUCUGGCCGACGCCGCUCGUGGAGCUCUUCAAGGGCGAGUCGGACUUCGAGGGGCUGGAGCGUUACAUCGGCCCGGCGCGCCUCGGACACAUAAAGGUGCUGAUCACGAACGCGACGCGGGCGAAGGCGUCGCGGCAGAAGGCGUGCUUGGAGAAGUAAGUUCGUUUAUAAGUGUGCUAACAA
Pelagomonas calceolata is the source of this 1799-nucleotide messenger RNA. Lineage: Eukaryota; Pelagophyceae; Pelagomonadales; Pelagomonadaceae. The record is from the annotation of a GenBank genome assembly.